AUGAGAACGAGGCUCUUUGCUACUACCCUCACUACUACUCAAAAAUUUAUCACACCUUUCAGAUUACGGCAAAAUCUAUCUUCACUUGCUACCCUUAGGGCUACCACCUCCAAUACUAAUUUGAAUGCUAAUAGUAUAUCAUUCACUCAACAUUACUCGUGCGUUUUAAAGACUCAGCGUAAAUUCUUACAGUCGUCUCGAUGGGCUAAAGGUGAAGUAGUUGAAGAAGACAGCUCUGAUAAACCACCAGGAACAGAUACUCAUGAAAAGAUCAUCAACAUUCUUCGUGCAUCUUCAGCAAUAAAUAGGCAACCUGGCGGAAUCGCUGGACAACCUGAAAAUCGAUCAAGAUUCGUGAAAGCGUUUCAACCGGGCCAAAUCUACAAACCAUCGGAUCUAAGCGAGAAUGUUAAUGUACAACGAAGAAGAUACUUGGAGAAGCCAAAACCUACCGUUGAUGUGUUCAAUGCAUUGGGAAUAAACCCAUUGAAAGAAUAUAAGAAUUACAAUUUACUAUCGAGCUUUGUAUCCGACAUGGGAAAAAUAUUGCCAAGAUCCCAAACAGGUAUAACGGCCAAAAAUCAACGUCGAUUAGCUAAGGCCAUCAAACGCGCACGAUCGUUUGGUCUCAUACCUUCUACACAUCGAAGGCCUAACGAGGAAAUAUCGCUAUACACAAAACCCGCCAGUCGCAACACACCAGAAAGAAAGGGAUUAUUUGAAUUUGACAUGAGAAAAUAA
Molecule: messenger RNA, 741 nt
Organism: Ambispora gerdemannii
Lineage: Eukaryota; Fungi; Glomeromycota; Glomeromycetes; Archaeosporales; Ambisporaceae
Source: the annotation of a GenBank genome assembly